Molecule: messenger RNA, 255 nt
Organism: Cordyceps militaris CM01
Lineage: Eukaryota; Fungi; Ascomycota; Sordariomycetes; Hypocreales; Cordycipitaceae
Exons: 2
Coding region: 1-255 (84 amino acids)
Source: RefSeq, a predicted model, not a curated record
AUGAAACGAUUCACCACACAACCCGUAGAGGAAGAUCUAGGCUCUUAUUACUAUGGCGGCCUCUAUACCGUCUGGCUUGGUGAAAAGUUCAAAGACGGCCGACACAGAGUCGUGCAAAAGCUUGGCUUUGACGGCUUUUCCACGGUCUGGCUCGUCCAGGACACGCAUGCCAACGGCGACCCGAGGCGCGAAGUCAUGGUUCUCGAAGCACUCCAGGAUAGUCAAAAUGCCUUCACCCCCACGCUCUACGACUAG